This is a messenger RNA of Bombina bombina (fire-bellied toad), 3740 nucleotides long. It is a transcript of the gene NCOA3, whose product is annotated as nuclear receptor coactivator 3. The transcript is spliced from 15 exons. Gene Ontology annotation, biological process: positive regulation of transcription by RNA polymerase II; cellular response to hormone stimulus. Lineage: Eukaryota; Metazoa; Chordata; Amphibia; Anura; Bombinatoridae. The coding region runs from base 378 to 3518 and encodes 1046 amino acids. The record is from RefSeq and is a predicted model, not a curated record. Gene Ontology annotation, cellular component: nucleus. Gene Ontology annotation, molecular function: nuclear receptor binding.
CGUCCUGUACUCCUUAGUAGUAAGCUUUAAUAUGUAAUGCAGACACCUUUUAUUGGCGCUACAGGGGUUUUGUAGUGCAGCAGAAUGUUUUUGUUAACCUUGUUAAAGCUAAAACAAGGUAGGCUAAUAUGCUAAUUAUCAAGCCCUUAAAGGUCACCUCUUAUUUCAUUGCAUUUUUUAAUUUUAUUUUUUUUUACAGCUAGACAGCACUGGUUCAUGCUUGCCCUAUAGAUAACAUUGCACUCACUCCCAUGGAGUUACCUAGAAGUCAGCACUGAUUGGCUAAAAAGCAAGUCUGUCAAAAGAACUGAAAUAAGCAGGCAGUCUACAGAGACUUAGAUACAAUGUAAUCACAGAGCUGCUGAUGUUUGUUCACGAUGAGUGGAUUAGGGGAGAACUCCUUGGAUCCUCUAGCUACCGAGUCAAGAAAGCGAAAGCCGUCUACUUGUGAAACCCCUGGCCCUAGGGAUCAGAAUGGAUACAGACCAAAUCCUGUUACACAAGGUGUUAGGCUACCACUAGCUACAAAUACCAACCCUUCCAAUUCUAUGAAUGCACUUCCAGCUCAGGCCAUGCCUCAGCAGAACCGGAACUAUGGCAUAGGGGAUUCCAGCUCCAUGACACAAAUGCAAGGCAUGAGAUACAACUCCCCAGGCAGCAUGGGACCUGUAAACCAAGCACCAGGAAACCAACAGUCACAAUACCAGAAUAACAACUAUGGCAUGAAUAUGAGCAGCCCCCCACAUGGCAGUCCUGGCAUGAGUACUAACCAGCCUAACUUAAUUGUUUCCCCAAGAAAUCGGGGUAGCCCCAAGAUAGGAUCAAAUCAGUUUUCUCCAGUUCAAGGUAUGAACUCUCCAAUUGGAUCUUCAGUUAAUGCAAGUGGAGGAACUUUCUCCAGCAGCUCCUUGAGUGCCCUUCAUGCAAUAAGUGAAGGAGUGGGAAGCUCCCUUUUGUCAUCCUUAUCGUCACCUGGGCAGAAAGUGGAGAGUGGUCCAAAUUUGAACAUGAACCAACCAAAUAAAAUGGGAAACCCGGAGUGCAAGAGCCCCAGUAGCUUAUAUUGUGAACAGAGUCAAGUUGAGAGUUCUGUUUGCCAGUCCAGUGGUAGAGACCACUUGGGAGAGAAGGACAGCAAAGAGAAUAUUCUUGAAGGGUCAGAGAGCCAAAGGGCGCAGGCUGAAAGCAAAGGUCAUAAAAAACUUCUCCAGUUACUGACUUGCUCUUCAGAAGAAAGAAAUCACAAUACGAUGGCCAACUCAACUAUGGACUCCAGUUGCAAAGAUUCUUCCACUAAUGUUACUAGCCCUUCCAGUGUCUCCUCAACUUCAACAGGUGUCAGCUCCACAUCAAAUCUUCAUGGAUCCAUGCUUCAAGAGAAACACAGAAUACUUCACAAGCUGUUGCAGAAUGGAAAUUCUCCUGCAGAAGUAGCUAAGAUCACAGCAGAAGCCACAGGCAAGGACAACUUCCAGGAAUCUGUUAGCUCUGUUCCUUGUGGGGAAGCAACAGUGAAGCAGGAACAGCUGAGUCCUAAAAAGAAGGAAAACAAUGCACUUCUCAGAUACCUACUUGACAAAGAUGAUGUAAAGGAUCAACUGCCAAAGGACUUGAAGCCCAAGCUGGAACCAUCUGAAAAUAAACUGGGGCAAUGUAGCAGUUCUAGCAUUCCAACUUCAAGCCAAGAUAAUGAGAUUAAAAUCAAAACAGAGCCUGCUGAAGAGGUCACUGGGGACCUAGAUCACUUAGACGCCAUCCUUGGUGAUCUCACAAACCCAGAUUUUUACACCAAUUCAGUGAAUUCAAAUACAAGUAACUUAGGAGCAAAGCAGCCAGUGUUCCAUGACAACGCACCAAUGGGCAUGAGAAGUCCUCAAACUGUACACCCAACAAGACCUCCUUUUAAUCGUGCAAUAUCGUUGGACAGCACAAUGCCAGGGAACUCCACCCCUCCAGGGAGAAAUGGCAACAAUUUCCCAAUGUUACAAAAGCAAAGCAUGAUGGGAAGUCCACGAAUGAUGGAUGGACAAGAUGGUUUUGGUGUUAUGAUGGGAAGUGGUCCUAACAGCAGGAAUACUGGGGACUGGGGAAUGCCAAGUUCAACCGUUAACAGGAUGGAGCCCACAAGUACUGGGUCAGUUGGGAGGCCAGGGCCUGACUAUAAUACCUCCAUGCCAAGGCCAACAAUGAAUAACAGCAUGGCAGCAAGAUCCAAUAGUGUCCCUGGAAACAGGCCGGUGUUACAGCAACAGAUGCUUCCAAUGAGACCCAAUGACAUGGCAAUGGGGAUUAGCUCAAAUCCGUAUGGACAACAGGGUCCUUCUAACCCACCCGGUUCCUGGCCUGAUGGUAUGAUGUCAAUGGAUCAAGGACAUGGCGGAGCACAAAACAGACAGCUUGGCCGGAAUUCAUUAGAUGACCUGUUGUGCCCUCCCUCAACUGUGGAGGGUCAGUCAGAUGAGAUUGCCCUCUUAGAUCAGUUGCAUACACUUCUGAGUAAUACAGACCCAACAGGACUUGAAGAAAUAGACAGAGCUCUUGGAAUUCCUGAUCUUGUCAGCCAGGGACAGUCUAUGUCGCCACAGCCAGAUUCCUUCCAGACACAAGAGUCCCCAGUACUUCUCGACCAAAAGCCUCCCAUGUAUGGUCAACCAUACACCGGACAGGGAUCUGCCAUGCAAGCAGGCAAUUUUAGCAACAUACAGGGACAACACCCACCUUUUAACUCCAUGAUGAAUCAAAUGAGUCAACAACAGGGCAGUUUUCCACUACAGGGUAUGCACCCACGGGCCAACCUUAUGAGACCUCGGACAAACAUCCCAAAACAGCUGAGAAUGCAGCUGCAGCAAAGGCUUCAGGGGCAACAGUUUAUGAACCAAACCCGACAAGCACUUGAGAUGAAAGUUGAAAACAUGAAUUCAGCUGGGGCAGGAGUCAUGAGGCCAGUCAUGCAAACCCCGGUAGGAUCCCAGCAGGGCUUCCUCAAUGCUCAAAUGGUAGCCCAGAGGAACAGAGAGCUGAUCAGUCAUCAUAUCAGACAGCAACGAAUGGCCAUGAUAAUGCAGCAGCAGCAAGCUCAACCACAGGCUUUUAGCCCCCCACCAAAUGUAACUGCAUCUGCCAGUAUGGAGAACCCCCUGGGAGGACCACCCAUGCCUCAAGCACCUCCUCAACAAUUUUCAUACCCACCUAAUUAUGGAAUGAGUCAACAGGGUGACCCCACAUUUGGACGUGUAUCGAGUCCACCUAAUGCCAUGAUGCCAUCAAGAUUGGCCUCUUCUCAAAAUCCUCACCCUCAGUCUACACAAAUGUAUCAAUCCCCAGAUAUGAAGGGCUGGCCGUCAGGGAACAUGGCAAGAGCUAGCUCCUUUCCACAACAACAGUAUAGUCACCAGGCCAACCCUGCAGCAUACAGUAUGUUGCAAAUGAAUGGUAGCGGAAACCACAUGGGGCAGAUGAGCAUAAAUUCUAUACCUAUGCCUGGGAUGCCUAUGGGACCUGAUCAGAAAUACUGCUGACACCAAAAUUACUGCAAAAUGGAGAAUCCACUUAUGAACUAAAGAUGCACUAUUAUGGAGAUAAAAUUCUAUAUUUACACAGCUGGUGAAAAAGAACUGUGGCCAUCAGGAAGAGGCAAUAUUUAUACUCCUUACUACAACAAGGGCCAUUCAUAUCCCACAUAAAGACCUCUGGAUUUAAAAGCAUGCUGUAUGACUCUCUCUCUUUAUAUAUAUAUAUAU